Messenger RNA from Pollicipes pollicipes, 301 nucleotides. Its product is annotated as larval cuticle protein LCP-22-like. Gene Ontology annotation, molecular function: structural constituent of chitin-based larval cuticle. Lineage: Eukaryota; Metazoa; Arthropoda; Thecostraca; Pollicipedomorpha; Pollicipedidae. The coding region runs from base 41 to 301 and encodes 86 amino acids. The record is from RefSeq and is a predicted model, not a curated record. The transcript has 2 exons. Gene Ontology annotation, cellular component: chitin-based extracellular matrix.
CCCGGCCCGGACUGACGAGAGGAACGCCGAGACGCUCGAGAUGACGAACGAGCUGAGGGAGGACCACUCCUACGACUUCAGUUUCUCCACAUCCAACAACAUCGAGCGCGAAGAGUCGGGCGUCUCGUAUCCGGGCGCCGAGCCGGAGACAGGCAACUACGUGCAGUCGGGCAGCUACGAGUUCAUCCACCCGGACGGCAGCAGCACCUCGCUGUCCUUCAUCGCCGACGAGAACGGCUACCAGCCUGAAGGCGACGUCAUCCCCGUGUUCUUGGGUCGAGUGGACAUCCAGGACGCCUGA